Messenger RNA from Pygocentrus nattereri (red-bellied piranha), 4827 nucleotides. RefSeq names its product leucine zipper putative tumor suppressor 3. The coding region runs from base 146 to 2536 and encodes 796 amino acids. The record is from RefSeq and is a predicted model, not a curated record. Lineage: Eukaryota; Metazoa; Chordata; Actinopteri; Characiformes; Serrasalmidae. The transcript has 6 exons. Gene Ontology annotation, biological process: regulation of dendritic spine morphogenesis. Gene Ontology annotation, cellular component: dendritic spine.
GCGCGCUCCCGAGCUCCGCACCGCACCAAAACCACACGCCGAGCCGCCGCAGACAUGUGUACACCUGCGGCCCACCCCGCACACCCCGCCCGCCCCAGCCUGCUGGUGCUGCGGGCGGCCGAGUGAGGGGCCCUGCGCUCCUGGCAUGGGCAGCGUGGGAAGUGGAGCCUCCAGCCAGCGGGCCAUCACCAUGCGCAGCGUGGGCACACGCACCACCCCUAACGGCCCCCUGGUAGCCCGCCGCCGCCUGGAUGACCGCAGCUUCAGCGCCGACCGCCUGCCACCGCCCGCCACCAAAACGGCCGGCGUGUUGGUACCGGACGAGCCCAGCGGCUACAGCGGCCAGAGGGAGUGCCACGGCAACAGCCGCGACCCUUCUCACAAUGCCUCUUCCUCCAGCCGGCAGCACACCGCCAACGGGGAGCGACUGCCAUCCAGCUCCUCGUUCUCCAACGGUGCGGCGAGGAGAGAAAGCCACAGGCGAGGGGAGAGCAUGGACAUGUGUGGAAACAGCAUAGUCCUCACAAACGACAAGAACGGCAGCCACCAAGCGCCGCCGCAGCACAAGGACAAGAGCAAAGCCAAGACAGACAACCAGACCCCUCCCAACAUCCUACCCGUCUCCGGCAAGCUGGAGCAAGCACAGGACCCUGACACACUGGUCCGUCCCUCUGCCUUCAAGCCUGUGGUCCCCAAGAGUUUCCACUCCAUGCAGAACCUUGUGUGCCCCCUCCAGGCCAGUGCAGGUGCUGGAGGGGGUCCAGGCAGCAGUGGCAGUGGAGGCAGCGGAGGCGAGAGAACAGGGCACGCUGCCUCCGCGGCUCGCCGCGAACAGGACAGUCCAAACAGCCGGGGGGGGAAUCACUCUGGUGGUGGUCGGGCUGGUCAGGGCAGCCUGUCGGACUCUGGGAGGAACUCGUUGACCAGUCUGCCCACCUACGCAGGCUCAGGCUACGGCCCCCCACCGGCCCUGGGACCUCUCAGUGCCUCUACCAGUCACAUCAACCGGCUGGGCACGGCUGGCCUGGACAAGCCGGACAGACCUGGCUACCAGAACGGACUCAGCGCCUCAGACAGCGGCCACUCCUCUUCAGGCAAGAGCUCUUCGUCCUAUCAACGGCUCAGCCACCUGAGCGAUGCCCCUGCACCUCUCCGGCCCUCGCCUUCCUCGGACGACGUCAUCCGUGACCUGGAGGAUCGCCUGUGGGAGAGAGAGCAAGAGGUGCUCCACAUGCGGCGGAACUUGGACCAGAGCGAGGCGGCCAUCGCGCAGGUCUUUGAGGAGAAACAGCGGGUUUGGGAGCGUGAGAUGGAGGAACUGAGGCAGAACUACGCUGGACGGCUGCAGCAGGUGACCCGCCGCGCACAGCGCUCGCAGCAGGCCCUUCAGGCCCAGAUCACCCGCCUGCAGCAGGACAAGCGCCGGCUCCAGGACGAGAUGACCCUGCUGCUGGCCCAGCGAGAGGAGCUGGAGAAGAAGUGCCUGGACUACAGGAAGGAGCAGGCUGACCUGCUGCCCAAACUGGAGGAGACCAAGUGGGAGGUGUGUCAGAAGGCAGGUGAGAUCUCCCUGCUGAAGCAGCAGCUUCGGGACAGUCAGGGCGAGGUGACUCAGCGGGCAGGUGAGAUGGUGGCCCUGCGCAAUCAACUGAAGGAGUUGAACGCCCAGCUGAGGGAGAGGGAGGAGGCCGAGAUCAGCCUGAAGGAGUCCUUCUGCACCAAGACUCUGGAGCUGGAGCGCUGUGAGGCCGAGCUGCAGGCCAUGCUGGCAGAGGUGUCCGUGCUGAGAGACAAGCUGAGCGCAUUCGAGAUGGAGGUGGCUGGGCUGAAGAAAGCCCUGAGCGAGCUUAGCACCACCGCUAGUGCUCGCGCAGUUGAACCCAGCCUGGCCGAUAUGGGUCAGCUGGUGCUGUCCCGGAGUCGCGAGCGCCUCCUUUCCCCUCUGAGCCCCCCGGAGACCCCGACCUCUACUAUGCCAGCCUCUCUCCCUCCCCUCCCGGCCCUUCCAGCCAUCCCAGCCCUGCCCCCUCUCCCUGCUCCCGCCCCUUUGCCUGCGCCAGACCCACUGCUCAGCCUACAGAGCGACGACUCGAAGGCGCAGCGGCAGGAGGCAGGCGACCUGCGGCGGCAGCUGGAGCUUCUACAGGGUGAGCUGCGUCUGGAGCGGCAGCAGCGUGAGCGGCAGGCCCUCAGCUUCGCCCAGGAGCGCCAGACAUGGCAGGGCGAGAAGGAGCGUGUGCUCAAGUACCAGGCGCAGUUGCAGCUCAGCUAUGUGGAGAUGCUGCAGAAGAACCAGGCGCUGGAGGAGCGCGUGGACCAGCUCGGAUCACAGCUGUCCACUCCUGUCCUGGCUCUGCCCGCCUCCCCGGGGUCUCCGCCGCCGCCAGCGGCCAGCCCAGACCUCCAGACGCCGGCGUCCGUGGCCAUAUCGCUCACUUCCCCGACUCCGCCAGCAGAGGAGAAGAAGCUGCACCAGCUGGCGCCUCCUUGGCCCGUCCCGACUCGCCUGGAGAGGAUCGAGUCGACGGAGAUCUGAUCUGCCGGCGGCGAAUGUGACCUCUUCGAUGCAGUAAAAUUAACAGCUUAAAGCACCGAUUACAAUAGCGAUUACAAUUACAGUUGUACAAAAGUACGAAUGAGUACAAAACCCCUGAAACAAAAACGAAAAAGGUCAUGCCUACAGCUUCUGAGGACAGUCCAAGGAUGCCCUGCUGAGUGAGGCAGAGGUCAGGGUUGAGGGGUAUAUAUAUGUUUGUGUGGCCUUAUUGACUGACCUAUAGGGAAAACAGCUCUGUGGCUUAGUUGGAUUCGGUCUGGUUUGGUUGUAGAAAGAGCUGGCCCUGAGUCUGUAGCCAAGGGGAAGACAGAAGUACCUGGAUUUAACACUCAGGGGACAAGGGAUCAGGCAUUAAUAAUCCAGACUUAAGGCUAGACUGUUGGAGCUUAUUAGCCACGGUGCCCUCUUAGCUGGAGAGCGGCUACCUGAUACCAUUCGGUAUUACAUUCGCGAUGACAAAUUCACAUAUCGACAAGGUUAAAUCUCUAUAAAAAUCGAAUCAGUCUCAACAAAUGGCAAAACCUAUCAAAAAAACACUGUGGGUAUUAGAUAAUCAGCAUCUCUCUUAAAUACCGCUCCUCAGACAAACUCCAAGCCCACAACGACAACGUAAACAAGAUAGAAUCCGAAAUAACUGAAGAGACUCUUCUUUUGUUCUUUGUUUACUCCAAUGAGAAGCUAUGGGAAGACCCGAUGUCUUCCCGUUUAUGGUGCUUGUCCAUACCACACAAGUGUUUUUUUUUGGUGAACAGAAGGACCAAAUAUUCCUGAGCUGGUGCCGGUCUCGAGUUCCCUUAGUAGCGGAUGUAGUUGCAGUAAUUAUUACCAGCGGACUCCAAGGCCUGGUGUGCGUUUUCGCAUAAGAGCGUGCCUCAACCCUCCUGCUCUGUUAGCGAAAGCAGUGGCGGAGGACUUAUCACAUGGUCAUUUGACUCAGAACGUAUUUACCAGAACAUUUGUGUUUAAUUUUGUUUUUUUUUUCUGGCCUUUUUUCGUUCCAACGUUUCCAAAAAACAAUGUAGAGUAUAUUAGAAAGAGAGAGAAGUAUUAAAAAUAAAAUAGGUCAACGCACUUUGGUUUCUUUUUAAGAGAGCGCUUGUUGGCGGGUUCUUAACAGUCAGCAUCUGCUGAAAGCUUGACGUUUGGUUUAUGAAGCUGCUAGUCAGUGGGAGGAGUCCAGCGGCUGAGCCAAAAAAGGGCAAUCGGAGUAGUUUGCGGAGCCGGAAGCGCUUCUAAAGCGCGUUCCCUCCGCCGUUAACGCAUUAUAUUUGAGCAGGACCUUACUUUCUUCCAAAAAAACACAAAAAAACAACAAAAAAAAAGAGAGGAUAUGUGUCAAUGUAUACUUUCUGAAAGUAUCAUUUAGAAUAUUUGACUUCAGAAAAAAAAUAUAUAUAAUAUGCAGUAGAUUGAAGUGAUGUUUUGAAGUAAGUACACCGUGUACACAGGCUAUGUUGCCAUAUUUGAAUGGGUUAUAAAGACCGAGAAACGUCAGUCGUGUGGUUGUCGACGGGGAUUAGGUAGUGAGGUUGUGUAGUGUGGAUUGAGACUGAGGGAAAAAAAUAAAAGGUUUAGAUACAUUUACAAAAGGUGGUGAUGGGAAAGAGAUGGUAGCAUUAAAAAAAUAAAUAAAACUGAAAAAAAAAAGCGGAAACACUUGACUGUAGGUUUCUGCUCAUAAGGCUACAUGACACAUAAGCUUGUCAUAACAACCGACAUAACCCUAUGUAAAUGCUUAUGAAUGCUGCAGUAACUGGCAUAAAAGCUACUUUAGCCAACUUUGAUCAAAGUUGGCGAAUGUAUCCUUUAUAGCAAAUGACUCUUGCUGGAAAAAGUAUUUAUAAAGAGUUAUGUAGGGUUAUGUCAGUUGUCUUAACAAGCUUAUAGAGGUUAUGAACAGUACCCUAUAGUAAAGUGUUCCCCAAAAAACACCUUUUGUCACAAAGCCGACAGCUGUAUCAUAAGUUCUAUUGUACCACUAUCAUGGAUCCAACAGAUUAGGUUAAAACGGUGUCCCUGGUCUUUGGCUAAGGCUUAAUCUCCAUCCCGUCUUGAAUUGAGGCGCUUUUGUAACCCUUAUAAGUCAAGUCAUUACUUUCAUUUCCUAUACACUUUAAAUGGAACAUGUUAUGUAUUAAUGUCAUAGCGUGCAAUUAAUUACACUUUUGGUUCAAAUCUGCGUGUAAUUUUGGCUUUUUUCUGUUUGAUUUGAUAUUAAGAAAUGAAAAAAUGUCAAAAAUGAGCAAAAAAACACCAAAAAAAAACAAGCC